UAUUUCACUUUCUUUUUCAAUGCUCAUUCUUUCUCACACUUCUCAUCUCCCAAGUGAAACAACACUGACCAAAUUCUUUUUUCCCCCAACCCAACGAUUGCAAGCCCCUCCAUCUACCAGCGGCAACGACCAAGGCGCUUGUUAUUGUGUAGGCCAAGCAAGAAGCUCGAACAGGCGUUGCUCGAUCCGAUCUCCAGGACUUGGAAGAAUGCUCACCCGCUGUGCUAUGAAUGGUGGAGAAGGACCUCAUAGCUAUGCCCGAAACUCAUCCUAUCAGAAAGGAGUUGUGGAUGUGGCAAAACCUAUAAUUGAAGAAGAAAUUUCCAGAAAACUAGAUCUCAAACACCUUUCAUCCACUUUCAGGAUUGCGGAUUUCGGCUGCUCUACGGGCCACAAUUCUUGUGCAGCCAUUCAAAUUAUAACUGAAGCCAUCAGGCGAAGGUUUGAAAUAGAGGGAUUAAUUUCUCAACUCCCGGAUUUUUACGUGUACUUUAAUGAUAAAGUCACGAAUGAUUUCAACACUCUUUUUAAUUCACUGCCACGUGAAAGACUUUAUGGUGCUGCUGGAGUGCCGGGUUCUUUUUAUGGCCGGCUGUUGCCGAAAGCUGCGCUUAAUUUUGCUUAUUCCAGUUGUUCCCUUAACUGGCUCUCAGAGGUACCAAAGGCAGUGCUGGACACUACGUCUCCAGCAUGGAACCGGGGGAAAAUUCACUAUGUGGGAGCAAGAAGAGAAGUGUGCGAAGAGUAUGCCAAUCAGUUUGCCAAGGAUAUAGAGUCAUUCUUGGAUUUUAGAGCGGAGGAGCUGGUGCCUGGAGGGCUAAUGGCCCUUCUUGUCCCUACAGUCCCUGCUUCCUGCGAUCCCAACUCAGCCUACGCAAUGACCACCGCGCCUUAUCUUUUAGGUUCAUGCUUCAUGGACAUGGCGAAAACGGGAAGAUUCAGCGAGGCAAAGGUAGACUCCUUCAACAUUCCGGUAUAUUUUCCCAUCCCACAAGAAUUCAAGGCCAUAAUAGAGCGGAAUGGCAAAUACACAAUCGAAAGAAUAGAGGUACUAGACAAUCCAGGGAAGCACAACUUGACCGGCCCCAAAGACCAUGCUGCACACUUUAGAUCAGUCUCUGAGGGAAUGCUGAUAGAUCACUUUGGAAGCGAAAUAAUCGAAGAAUUGUUUGACCGCUACACAAAGAAACUUGAAGCUUCGCCGCUUUUCUCAGAUCCCGACUGUGACAAGUCAAUUAUAAUGUUUGUCCUCCUCCAGCGUAAAUUGGAAUCAUAUUGUUCUGCUUCUUGAUUUACUGCUUUCUUGCUUUGGUGGAUGUCAUCAAAGAAAAACAAGAAGAAAAACCAUAUGAUCAAAAGUAGAGAUCAUGAUCCAUCCUGCUCAUAAUAAGCUUGUGUUAGAAGUUGUCUCGUUCAAUCGGAAAAACUUAAAUUGAGAUUGGUAGGACUUAAACUAAUUAUAUGGUAAGUCUAGUACACUUGUGGCAUGAUUGGUCUAUAAUUCUGAAAAAAUGACCAAUCACAUGGAAAGUAUGAUACACUUGUUUUGUGAUUAGUUUAGUUCGAUCAAACUUGAUUUAAUUAAAAAAAUUUUGUUUGUAAA
Molecule: messenger RNA, 1603 nt
Organism: Sesamum indicum (sesame)
Lineage: Eukaryota; Viridiplantae; Streptophyta; Magnoliopsida; Lamiales; Pedaliaceae
Product: loganic acid O-methyltransferase
Molecular function (GO): methyltransferase activity
Source: RefSeq, a predicted model, not a curated record